Messenger RNA from Caretta caretta (loggerhead turtle), 3496 nucleotides. RefSeq names its product disintegrin and metalloproteinase domain-containing protein 9. Gene Ontology annotation, biological process: transforming growth factor beta receptor signaling pathway; cell-cell adhesion mediated by integrin; membrane protein ectodomain proteolysis. Gene Ontology annotation, cellular component: plasma membrane. NCBI's taxonomy places the organism in Eukaryota, Metazoa, Chordata, Testudines, Cheloniidae. Gene Ontology annotation, molecular function: integrin binding; metalloendopeptidase activity. The record is from RefSeq and is a predicted model, not a curated record.
GCCGGCGGCGGGCGGCGGGCGGAGGAGGCCGCGGCGCGCAGGCUCCAGAGGACGCAGAGCGGCCGCUGCCCCAGGCCCGCAGCCGCCCGAGCUGGAGCCGGGGAUGGGGACGGGCAUGGCCUGGGCCCGGGCCGCGGGGAGCGGCCUCGUCCUCCUGCUCCUCGCGGGGCCGGGCCUGCCGGCGGAGCGGCCAGGUUUCCAGCAGACCUCUCAUUUGUCUUCCUAUGAAAUUAUACAUCCACAGAGGUUAACAAGAGAGCAGCGAGCGGCCUCCAAUUCCUCCUCAGUACAGGACAAGGUGUCAUAUGUCAUUCACGUAGAGGGAAGGAAACAUAUAAUUCACCUAGAAAAAAACAAAGAAUUUUUACCCAAAGAUUUCACAGUGUAUACCUACAGCGAGGAAGGGAAGUUGCAGUCUGAAAAUCCGGACAUGCAGGAUCACUGCCAUUAUCAGGGAUAUGUGGAGGGGAUACCAGAUUCCAUCGUAACUGUCAGCACUUGCUUUGGACUCAGGGGACUGCUGCAAGUGGAAAAUGUCACGUAUGGAAUUGAGCCGAUGGAGUCCUCCUCUGGCCUCAAACACAUUAUAUAUCGAAUGGAGAAUGUGAAGAAGGAGCCCAUGAUGUGUGGAGUUAACAACACAGACCCUGAAAGAGAACACACAGAGGAUGAGCACCCUCCCAGCAUGACUCAGUUGCUGCGAAGGAAAAGAGCUAUACUGCCCCAGACAAGAUAUGUGGAGCUGUUCAUAGUUGUGGACAAAGAAAGGUAUGAACUCUUGGGUAGGAGUGAAACUGCUGUGAGAGAAGAGAUGGUGCAUCUAGCAAAUUACCUGGAUAGUAUGUACAUUAUGCUGAAUAUUCGCAUCGUGCUGGUUGGCUUGGAGAUUUGGAAGUAUGAAAACUUGAUUAGCACAGACGGAAGUGCAGGCGAUGUGCUGGGGAACUUUGUACAGUGGCGAGAGAAGAAUCUUGUCACGCGUCGACGACAUGACAGUGCCCAGUUUGUUCUGAAGAAGGGGUUUGGUGGAACUGCAGGAAUGGCCUAUGUUGGAACAGUCUGCUCCAAAAGCCAUGCAGGAGGGAUUAAUGUGUUUGGGCAAAUCAGUGUGCAGAUGUUUGCGUCAAUUGUUGCUCACGAGCUGGGUCAUAACCUGGGAAUGAACCAUGAUGAUGAAAGAGUUUGUCAAUGUGGAGCAGAAAACUGUAUUAUGAACUCGGGAGCAUCAGGGUCCAGAAAUUUCAGCAGCUGCAGUGCAGAAGACUUUGAGAAGUUAACUCUGAACAAAGGUGGAAGCUGCCUGCUUAAUGUUCCCAACCCUGAUGAAACCUAUAGCAUCCCAUUUUGUGGCAACAAGUUGGUGGAUGCUGGGGAGGAGUGUGACUGCGGUUCACCAAAGGAAUGUGAAAGUGAUCCUUGCUGUGAAUCAGAUACUUGCAAACUCCGAGCAGGGGCUGAAUGUGCGUAUGGCGACUGCUGUAAAAAAUGUCAGUUUCUUCCAGGAGGCACUGUGUGCCGGGCAAGUACCAAUGAAUGUGAUCUCCCAGAGUACUGCAAUGGGACCUCCCAGUUCUGUCAGCAAGACGUCACUGUUCAGAAUGGGUACCCGUGCCAGAAUGAUGAAGCCUAUUGUUACAAUGGGGUUUGCCAGUACUACGAUGCGCAGUGUCAGGCUAUCUUCGGCUCAAGAGCAAAGGCUGCCCCUAACAUUUGUUUUGCUGAAGUGAAUUCCAAAGGUGACAGGUUUGGCAACUGUGGUUACCAUGGCAAUGACUACAAAAAGUGUUCCAGCUGGAAUGCCAUGUGUGGGAAGCUGCAGUGUGAGAAUGUGAAAACCAUGCCUGUUUUUGGGAUUGAACCUGCGAUUAUUCAAACCCCCAUCAGAGGCACUACGUGUUGGGGUGUGGAUUUCCAGCUAGGAUCAGAUGUUCCAGAUCCUGGAAUGGUGAAUGAAGGCACAAAAUGUGAUACUGGAAAAGUCUGUAGGCACUUCCAGUGUGUAAGUGUCUCUGUUCUGAACUAUGACUGCGAUGUGGAGAAAAAAUGCCACGGACAUGGGGUGUGCAAUAGCAACAAGAACUGUCACUGUGACUCAGGUUGGGCCCCUCCCUACUGUGACACGAAAGGAUAUGGAGGAAGCAUAGACAGUGGACCUCCUUAUAAUGACAAAGACACCUCCUUGAGAGAUGGGUUGCUGGUAUUCUUUUUCCUGGUUCUUCCACUCCUUUUAGCUGCUGCUGUGGCACUUGCAAAGAGAAAGGCGCUGAAGCAGUGGUUCAGGAGAACGAUGUCACAUUGUCAUCGAUCACAUACAAGCAUGCCAACUCCUCCUCCUCGCACAGAGACGGACCGAAGAAACUUCCAGCAGAACAUGCCUUAUACUUCGAGGAGUGUACCCAUGGACACGCCAACAAACAGAUUCACUGUGCCAUCUUAUGCAGUUAAUCAUCAUCAACCAGCUUAUCACCAGCCUUACAAUUAUCCUCAGCCACACCAGGAGCAGCAGCAGUAUAAGAUACCUGCAAGGCCGCCUCCACCACAACAGAAAAACGUACCUCAGGGACACUAUUUUCCUUCUCGACCUGCACCUUUACCUCCCAUAUAGUUUCUCUUUUACCCUCUCACAAGAUGACCUGUUCACUAAAACCAAGCUGAAAUUCUUUAUCCUUCUUGCAUCAAAUGGCCCAUGCUAUCCCAGAGAGCCGUCAUUCUGCAGUACUGGAUAUGGAAAAUGAGAUGGAAACACAAGGAAUGUAAGAUAUUAAACAAAGAUACCUCUACGAAAGCCACAGGAACAGAAUACAUCAAGUCUGUUCUUAGCUCCGUGUGUGAGUAUUGUGGCUUUGCAAACUGAAGUUGGACUAUCCAGUUGGAAGUGGAUCAGUCUGCAGUAAAAUAAUGUUUAAAGUACAGCACUUGGGAGUUCCUUUUUGUUUCCCCCAUCUUAUGAUGAGACACAAUCAUUAAAUAUUCCAUGUGGCGUAUUGUCUUUCUAUAUGCAUAAUGAAAAGUAAAAAACCUAUUACCCGGGUAGGUGUCAAAAAAUGGAACCAUGAAAAUCAGGCCACUUGAUUUAACAAAAUAUUGUUUACAUGUUCUUGUUUUGCCUGGACUAGAAACCAUUAUUCCUGUAUAUGCAACUAAGAGCACAAGUGAAAUAAGAUGUCAGUAUAUUUUGAAAGGAAGAUGAACUACCCUAUAAACAUGUUUGUGUAUAUGUUUUUACUGGUGUGUUUAAUAUAAACACACUUUUUAAACAACAAAGAAAACUUUAACUUCAUGCUGACUGACACUAGGCUAUAGACAAUAAAGGAUACUAGGGCAGUUAAUUUAAAUGUUUUUUAAAUACACAGUUUUAAGUAGCUAGACGAGAAACCUCUACUAAUUUACCACUAAUACUUUAAAUGGGAUAUUAAAAUAAAGGUACGAAAAAUGGUAGCCUUUUCUUGUUUUAGGAAGGGAGUGCUCUUGAGUUUUGAUUACGUUAUAGACAGUC